AUGAGACAGCCUUCGUCGAGGUAUUGCCACGGCACUGGCACUGCAACAGGAGAUCCCAUAGAGACAACUGCGGUUGGUAACGUCUUCGGUGAGCGGGGCGUGUUUAUUGGCUCUGUGAAGCCGAAUGUUGGGCACUCUGAAGGCUGCUCCGGCAUCACGAGCCUGAUCAAAUCGGUUCUUGCCUUGGAGCAUAAAACGAUACCGCCAAACAUCAAGUUCAAAAAUCCUAAUCCCAAGAUUCCAUUCGCCGAGAAGAAGCUCGCUGUCCCCAUACAACCCACUCCCUUCCCCUUGGACAAGGCAGAAAGGAUCAGCGUCAAUUCAUUCGGUAUCGGCGGCUCUAAUGCUCAUGUGAUCAUUGAAUCGGUGGCCCAGCACCUUUCACGUGGAUAUGUUGCUCAGAGGGCCAGCCGUGCUGGCCAAUCCCUGGCGGCUAAAAGCCCGCAGCUGCUCCUAUAUUCAGCCAAUACCCAAAAGUCACUUAAAGAGCAGGUUGAUUUGUACAGAAGCUAUGCCCGUAACCACCCAGAUUCCAUUCCCGACCUCGCAUAUACUCUCGCCAUCCACCGAGAACGGCUUUCUCAGCGGGCAUUUGCCAUUUGGAACAAUGGGGAGCUCGAAACAUCCGCUCUGUCCAAGGCUCCCACGGGGCCUCCGACCAUUACAAUGAUCUUCAGCGGCCAGGGUGCCCAGUGGGCAGGAAUGGGGAAGAAUCUUAUCGAGACUGAGGCGAGCUUCAGACAAGACUUGGUCUCCAUGGAUGAAAUCCUGCAGAAAUUCAACAAACCUCCCUCCUGGUCGAUACUUGAUGAGCUUCAGAAACCAGCCGAGACCAGCCAGAUCGACCGGGCCGAGAUGGCCCAACCGCUUUGUACGGCAUUGCAAGUAGCUCUUUUUCACAUGCUCAUGCGACUCGGUGUCAAACCCGCGGCAGUUGUCGGUCACUCGAGCGGCGAGAUCGCGGCCGCGUACGCCGCCGGGUACAUCACGCUCGAGUAUGCUCUUGCGGCAGCGUACUAUCGCGGAUAUGUCACCAAGGACGGGGAUCGCUCUAUUGGAGCUAUGGCAGCUAUCGGACUACCUGCUGCCGAUGUGCAGUCAUUCCUGCGUGCUGGUGUGUGUGUUGCUUGCGAAAACAGUCCGAGCAGCACGACCAUCUCCGGCGAUAAGGAAGCUCUGAAGGAGGUCAUUGCCGGCUUGAAGGAAGCAAAGCCAGAUGUCUUUGCUCGUCUCCUCAAAGUUGAGAUGGCGUACCAUUCUCACCACAUGAAGCCUCUUGGCAAAGAAUACCUGGAGCUGCUCCAGGCUGAGAACAACUUUGGCACCCCGCGUUCUGAAGACAAGGCUACAUUCAUCUCAAGUGUCACAUGCAAACGCGUGGACGAUCCUACUUCUUUCGGCCCGCAAUACUGGGUGGACAAUCUGACCUCUCCAGUCCUAUUUGACUCUGCUGUAACUAACUUGAAGACAAGCGGUAGCAACGUUUUCCUGGAAGUCGGUCCUCAUUCCACACUUGCUGGACCCCUUCGCGACAUCUGUUCGAAGCUGUCGAAACCCUUUAAUUACAUCGCAAGCCAGAUCCGGAACCAAGACAGUACCACAUCCUUCCUCUCUGCUGUUGGUAAAAUGUAUCAGGAGGCUUUGCCCAUUGAUGUCAAGGCUCUCUUUUCAGAGGACAGACAAGCCCUAAGUGGACUGCCCGUCUACCCUUGGGACCACAGCGGAUCAUACUGGUAUGAAAGCCGCCUGUCAAGCGCCUGGCGCCAGCGCCCGUUUCCCCAUCAUGCUCUUCUCGGUGAGCGGACAGUCGACUCACCCGAUUUCUCACCAAUAUGGCGGAACAUGCUUAGUCUCGAAGACGUGCCCUGGAUCAUAGACCAUAAGAUUGGUCACGAUGUCGUCUUCCCUCUAGCUGGAUACAUUUCCAUGGCUGGAGAAGCCAUUCGACAGACUACAAGGGUUGAAACGGGCUACCAUCUGCGGAACGUCGAAGCCCGUGGUGCAGCAGAGAGCGAAUCCUGGUACAACUUCUCCAUUGCUUCAUGUAAUGGCGAUUCCUGGUUGAUUCAUUGUACUGGCCAAGUAUCACCGCUGUCCGAGAGUCAGACUCAGGUACUGCCCCAGAUUGCCACACUUAGUAAACUGCCUCGAAAGCUCACCUCCAUGCGAUUUUACGAAGCGAUGGCGCGGGUCGGGGUAGUAUUCGGGCCGGAGUUCCAGCGUCUCGUGGAUAUCACGUCCUCCGCGACAGACUCGCUGGCAGAAGCUCAUGUUGUGAGCCCCGCACCGCUGGAGAACAAGACACCAUUUGCGCUACAUCCUACGGCCAUCGAUGCGUGUAUCCAACUGCUGAUUGUCGCAGCUGCUCGAGGCUUGUGCCGCAACCUUGACCAGCUUGAGGUACCAGUCGUGGUUGGGAAUGUCAAGGUCUUCAGCGGUGCGGCUAACCUGAGGGCCUGGGCACACGACUUCACCCAAGGCGUAGAGUGCCUGACCGAGGACGGAAAGGUAGCCUUGCAAAUGUCAGAAGUGCAGCUGGCUCCUUUGGGGGCGGAGGCGGCGGAUGUGGUUGAUGUUCAUGCUGGCGCCCGCUUGCAGUGGCUUCCAGACUUCGACUUUGUAGACCCCAGAGGCCUAUUCGAUAAGCCCCAACGUCCGUUGCUGGAGAUAGAACUCGAAGAGCAACUAAUUCUGCUCUGUGUGCUUGAGUCGAAGGAUAAGGUGGCUAACGUCCCGCCCUGCCACCCACACCUGGCCAAAUACCGUGAGUGGCUCGCGCUUCAGGCGCGCAGGGCGGCUGCUGGAGAGUACACCCUUGUCGAACAGGCCAGAGAAUGGGUCGGACUGCCUCGCGCUGAAAGGCAUAAACUCAUUGAAGAAACAUACGCGAAGGUAAUGGCUCUUCCUGGCUUGCACGCUUACUCGGUCGGCAUCAAGCGCAUCUGCGAGCACGCAGACAAGAUCUUCACUGGUGAAGCCGACACUUUGGAGUUGCUAAUGCAAGAUGACAUUCUCUCCGCGCUUUACGACUCGGUGAGUUUUGGAUACGGCGACUUUGUCCGACUGCUCUCCAACAACCGACCCAACCUUCGCAUCCUUGAAGUUGGUGCAGGGACAGGCGGAACAACCGAACAAACCCUUCGCGGUUUGAUUGAAGAGAGUAGCCUUCCUCCCUACUCCGUUUAUACCUUUACCGAUCUUUCUGCGGGCUUCUUUCCGCAAGGCAAAGAACGGUUUGCCUAUGCGCCUAACAUGGAAUUCAAGACUUUCGACAUUUCCCAAGACGGUAUUGCUCAGGGCUUCGAAGCCUCGUCCUACGACAUCAUCCUCGCCCCUAAUGUUGUUCACGCGACAGCAUCCUUGAAGGAAACGCUAUCAAACCUGGAAGCGCUGCUGAAGCCUGAUGGAUUUCUCAUCUUGUCCGAACUGUGCUCCCUCAUUCAGUCGCCCAACUACAUUUUUGGCAAUUUCGUCGGAUGGUGGCUAGGUGAGGCUGAUGGCCGAGACUGGGAGCCCUAUGUCCAGCCGCAGAGGUGGGAUAUUGACCUGAAGGCGGCCGGCUUCACCGGUGUCGACGCCUUUGUGCCGGACCAGGAAGUACCUUCCUACCGGCUUGCGGCCACGAUCAUCUCUCAGCCUGCGCGAAAGAACCAGGUGCCAGAGAUCGCCCGAGCAAUAACCUUGCUGUACCAAAAUGCAAACGCGGACAUUGUAACGCGACUCCAGUUGUAUCUGCAGGACUGUGGCUUGCAGGUUGAGAAGUGCCGGCUGGGGGAGAAGAUGCCUCUCAAAGGCCAGGACAUCAUCGCUACCGUUGGAUUGGAGAGCGACUUUUUCGGCGAAGACCUGACGGCUGAUCGACUGGCCGCAUUCCAGGCCCUGAUCCGACACGUCGAUGCCGAGAAGGUUCUAUGGCUGUGUCCGCCAUUCCAGGUGCGGUGCAAGGACCCGCGGUCUGCGCAGACGCUCGGCGUCGCUCGAACGGUGCGGACAGAGCUGUCCCUUCCGCUAUUCACCAUGGAGAUCGAUACCAACGAGAGCCGGUUCGAUGAACUAGUCUAUGGUGUCUUGCAGAAGAUUCGGACCACCAAAGACGAGGCAAGCCUCCAUGCAGACAAGGAGUUCGUGGUCAUUGACGGUCAAGUGUGCAUUGGCCGUUAUCACCCGUUUGAAUUGAAGAAAGAGCUUCCAUCUUCAACCUUGACCCUGGACUCCGCGGCAGCUUAUCUCAUCGUCGGAGGUGCAGGUGGUUUGGGUCGAUCCAUGGCCACUUGGUUGGUCGAGCAUGGGGCCACCGAUUUGAUCAUACUUUCCCGACACGCCGGCAAGGAUGAAGAGAGUCAGAGUCUCUCACAUGAGCUUGGUCAGAUGGGAUGUACCGCCCACUUGGUGGCGGGAAGCGUCGAAAAUGCCGAUGAUAUUGCUCAGGCCAUUGACAGUACGAAGAAGGUGAUCAAGGGCGUCUUCCAGCUAGCCAUGGUGCUGAAGGAUGCGCCACUCUUGGAGAUGACAUACUCGGAUUGGGUCGAUGUCAACGGCCCCAAGGUGAAGGGGACGUGGAAUCUCCAUAAUGUGUUGAAGGACCAGCCUCUGGAUUUCUUUUGGCUAGCGAGCUCCAUCCUGACAGCUGCGGACACGCCCGGCCAGGCCAACUACCUUGCUACGGGGACGUUCCUCGAGGCUUUCUGCCAAUUCCGACAUUCCCUUGAACUGCCCGCAUCGGUGCUGAACAUCUCGCCCGUCGAGGUGUGUUGGAUUCCCAAAAAGAACUUGAAGGCGCAAGGAAUCUACACCUUGCGGGAGCGCGAGUUCCUCGACUUCUUGGAGCUCAAUCUCAUCGAGAGUGUUCCAUCCGCUGACGGGAAGACCGGUCCAACGGCCAUCCCUCCAAAGCCUUGGUUGAACCGUUCUCAAGUCCUGAUGGGAUUGCGCUCGGAGCAGGACCUGGCCGACCCGCAGAACCGCGCCACUUGGCGCCACAAUCGUCGCAUGGGCCUGUAUCGCAACCAACGGGCGCGCGAGUCGGAGAGCACUGGAGACAGCAAGAGCGGCUCGAAGACAAGUGCGCUGCAGGCUUUCCUAGAACGGGUGCGCGAACUGGGGGAUGAGAGCCUCCUACGCGGGGAGGGAGUGGAUUUCCUUGCCGUCGAAUUGGGCAAGAAGAUCUACGACCUGAUGCUCAAACCGCAUGACGAGGAAGAGAUGGAUACUGGACCGGACACUGGACGCAGAUCGGGCUCGAUUCGUUAA
Messenger RNA from Parastagonospora nodorum SN15, 5250 nucleotides. RefSeq lists its product as hypothetical. The record is from RefSeq and is a predicted model, not a curated record. NCBI's taxonomy places the organism in Eukaryota, Fungi, Ascomycota, Dothideomycetes, Pleosporales, Phaeosphaeriaceae. Gene Ontology annotation, molecular function: fatty acid synthase activity. The coding region runs from base 1 to 5250 and encodes 1749 amino acids. The transcript is spliced from 9 exons. Gene Ontology annotation, biological process: fatty acid biosynthetic process; secondary metabolite biosynthetic process.